Python bivittatus (Burmese python) is the source of this 2464-nucleotide messenger RNA. RefSeq names its product RAS like family 10 member A (gene RASL10A). NCBI's taxonomy places the organism in Eukaryota, Metazoa, Chordata, Lepidosauria, Squamata, Pythonidae. Gene Ontology annotation, molecular function: GTPase activity; GTP binding. The record is from RefSeq and is a predicted model, not a curated record.
AUGGUGGAAACGCUGAGCGUCGCCGUCCUGGGGGCCCCCAGGGUGGGCAAGACUGCCAUCGUUCGCCAAUUCUUGUACCACGACUUUACAGAGAAAUACAGCCCCACCGAGGACCGCUACACCUACCGGCCGUCAGUUAUGCUUAACGGGAAUUCCUACGACCUGAAGAUCAUGGACGUCCCCUACGUAAUGGCUUUUCCUGCCAACAGUUCUCAGGAGUGGUCAGACCUCAAGUGUCGGGGCCUGCGAAACACCGAUGCCUACGUCCUGGUAUACGACAUCUGCAGCCCUGAAAGCUUUGAAUACGUGAAAAUGCUCCGUCAGCAGAUUCAGGACAACAGGACAAGCAACAUCAGCGAAGCCCCCAUCAUCGUGGUGGGGAACAAACGGGACCUGCAGCCGCAGCGCUUCACAUCCCGCCGGACACUCUCCAUGCUCGUGAAGAAGUCCUGGAAGUGUGGCUACGUGGAGUGCUCGGCCAAAUACAACUGGCACAUCGUCCUGCUCUUCAAAGAGCUUCUGUGUAGCGCCGUGGCCCAUGGCUGCAGAAGCAACCACUCCACUGUGCGCCUCCAGGGGGCGCUGCACACAAACAGGUGCAGCCUCAUGUGACCCAGUGCGGCCAGCCAGGGGGUGGGGUGGGGAGGCGAUGCCCCGAGCAUUCAUCUGAAAACUUGGAAAGCCGACGUGGCGAGAGAAUCGCGGCCACCAUGAUGGUCGUGCAAAAUAGCUCCCGGCUCUAUUGAUGGGAGUGGAGUGACCUCCUUCUGGAUUGGUGUUAAAGGAGUAAAGCGUGCAAUGGGUGGAGUCAACCCGUAGUCACGACUCAAAGCCUUUUAGCCACACGCAACACAUCUUGCACACAUCUGGGGUUCAAGAAUUCGAACAAGGCUCCACUAGCUUGCCUCUGCCUGGUUCCCCCAACAGCAGGCUGACCUGGAACUAGCAUUUUCCAUUCCCCACAACGUUAAAAUGCAAGGGUUUUUGGAUUUCACAAUACUAUGACCCCGUGAAACAAUGAAUUAAUUUGCACAACCUUCCCCUCCCCCCAAGAAUUCACAAGCUCAUUGGGUUGGGUGAGAAAUAAAUAGUGCACUGACUAAAAGAGAACUAACAUUCAUCCUAGUUUCUAGUUACUUGGGUUUGCUUUUAUCAGCCGCAUUCACUUUUUUCACCCAACAAAAGCUUUCCUAUUUUGAAAGUCCAGAAAUUUAAAACCACGGAUACAAAUAUAAAUGUGUUGACAGAUAAGUGACAGACUAUUCCAUGCCACUAAAGGUGUCCAGGAGGGCUCAAAAUGUCCAGCGGGCACUCAAGACUAUUUGAUUGAAGCUUUACAUGUGUCCCUCGUGCAACGCUUGUAAGAAGGGGGUGGACAUUCAAUGAUGUAGUCAUGGCUGCCGUGUUGACUUGGGGACCCAACGUGCCAACCUGGAAUUUCUGCUCAAUGGAGGGUUUUGACAGACGGAUUGGCCAUCACUCAAAACCCGCUCCAAGCCUUGCUUCCUGCUUUGGCCAGGCCAGGCUGCUGCUUGGAUAUUCACAUUGCCUGUGUGAAUCUGAUCAGUUUUAAAAACAUGAUUCUGCUGACUUUAAGAUUUGUGACCCUCCCCUCUAAAUUGUUUGAGAUCUCCAACAGGGGCCACGACUCUCACCCAGCAAAACCCUAGGCCUUGUGGGAAAACUAACUUCCCAGAUUCCCAGAUAACCUCCCAGAUUCAGCUGCCAGAAAAGCAGGUGGGUUGGGGCGGGUGGGGGGAAUCAGCUUCGCUUGGAGUCCAUUUCCAGCAUUAACCUCUGAGCAGACCUUCUGGACAUCUGAGAGACGAUUCACUGAGCCGGAUGAAGUCUCAAUUCUGUGCAGAAUCGCUUCAAUCAGCCUCAGCGAAACAGAGGCCCAACAGUUAAACAACACGUUCAGAAAGCAAGUAGGUUCUCAGCAGCAAAGGCGCGCUUGUCACUAGAUCAGCUAUCCCAGAGAAAAUCUGGCACUCUACACGUAUCUCAGAAGAACAAUGGCAUGAGAAAGUCCCCAUUUCAAGGUCUUGGACAGAUAAAGAUUCGGGUGUGACCGUCUGACUAAAGCUGACACCUGCUGGACUCUCACCGUGGGCCAAAGCAGAAUUAUUUCCCUUCUCGUGGCUUAGCCCAUCCCCACCGUGGUCUGUAAAUCAGGGGUCAUGGUUUCAUCUUUGGUGUGAACCCUGCCAAGUAAGUUUAUUUAGCGAGCCCUGGGCAACCAAACCUACAUGAAGUUCAGUGGGCCAUAUUCCAAACUGCUAGAAAGCCUAUCCGACUUGCAUAACUUGGUACAUGGUUAAAGGCACAUGCUGCUGGAGCCCAGGUGCCAACAGGGUGCCAAUGUGCAGUGUUUCUAAGUAGCCACAAUGAAGGUGAAAUGAAUGUCCCACACCCAAGCACAUGGCAUGUCACAUGAUGGAAUGAGUCACAUCUCCCUAAACCA